Arvicola amphibius (Eurasian water vole) is the source of this 3654-nucleotide messenger RNA. It is a transcript of the gene Adamts18, whose product is annotated as ADAM metallopeptidase with thrombospondin type 1 motif 18. Gene Ontology annotation, molecular function: metalloendopeptidase activity. Gene Ontology annotation, cellular component: extracellular matrix. Gene Ontology annotation, biological process: proteolysis; extracellular matrix organization. The record is from RefSeq and is a predicted model, not a curated record. The coding region runs from base 1 to 3654 and encodes 1217 amino acids. The transcript has 23 exons. NCBI's taxonomy places the organism in Eukaryota, Metazoa, Chordata, Mammalia, Rodentia, Cricetidae.
AUGGAGUGCGCCCUCCUGUUCGCGUGCGCCCUCCGGGCCGCCGAUCCCGGGCCACCGUGGGGCCCCGUGGGACUAGGGCGUCUGGCCAAGGCGCUCCAGCUGUGCUGCCUCUGCUGUGCUUCGGUGGCCGUCGCCUUAGCCAGUGACAGCAGCAGCGGUGGCAGCGGAUUAAAUGAUGAUUACGUCUUUGUCACGCCAGUCGAAGUGGACUCGGGCGGGUCAUAUAUCUCACACGACAUUUUGCACAACAGGAAAAGGCGAUCGGCACACGGUGCCAGCAGCUCCCUGCACUACCGCUUUUCAGCAUUUGGACAGGAUCUACACUUAGAGCUUAAGCCCUCGGCAAUUGUGAGCAGUCACUUUAUAGUCCAGGUACUUGGAAAGGACGGUGCUUCAGAGACUCGGGAACCCGAGGCACAUCAGUGUUUGUAUCAGGGAUUUAUCAGAGAUGACAGCUCGUCCUCUGUUGCUGUGUCUACGUGUGCCGGCUUGUCAGGUCUGAUAAGGACACGAGACAAUGAAUUCCUCAUCUCACCGCUACCUCAGCUGCUGGCCCAGGAACACAACUACAGCUCGCCUGCAGGCCACCAUCCUCACGUCCUGUACAAAAGGACAGCAGAGAAGAGGGUCCAGCGGUACCAAGACUACCCUGGCUCCCGCCGGACUUAUCCUGGUCAUUCCCCAAGUCACACUCCCCCUGCUUCCCAGAGCCAAGAGACAGAGUAUCGCCAUCGAAGGUGGCAAAAGCAGCAUUUUUGUGGACGACGCAAGAAAUAUGCCCCCAAGCCUCCUGCAGAGGACACCUAUCUACGCUUUGAUGAAUAUGGGGGCACAGGGCGGCCCAGAAGAUCCGCUGGGAAGUCACAGAAGGGUCUCAACGUUGAAACCCUCGUGGUGGCAGAUGCGAAGAUGGUGGAAAAGCACGGCAGGGGUGACGUCACCACGUACAUUCUCACCGUCAUGAACAUGGUUUCUAGCUUGUUCAAAGACGGGACCAUUGGAAGCGACAUAAACAUUGUGGUUGUGAGCCUAAUUCUUUUGGAACAAGAACCUGGAGGAUUGCUGAUCAACCACCACGCAGACCAGUCUCUAAAUAGCUUCUGCCAGUGGCAGUCUGCCCUUGUGGGAAAGAAUGGCAAGAGGCACGACCACGCCAUCCUCCUCACGGGAUUUGACAUCUGUUCCUGGAAGAAUGAGCCAUGUGACACGCUAGGAUUUGCUCCUAUCAGUGGAAUGUGCAGUAAGUACCGAAGCUGUACCAUCAAUGAAGACACAGGACUUGGUCUUGCCUUCACCAUUGCACACGAGUCAGGGCACAACUUCGGCAUGGUUCACGAUGGGGAAGGCAACCCCUGCAGGAAGGCAGAAGGCAACAUCAUGUCACCCACACUGACUGGAAACAAUGGGGUGUUUUCAUGGUCUUCCUGCAGCCGACAGUAUCUCAAGAAAUUCCUCAGUACACCACAGGCUGGCUGUCUGGUGGAUGAGCCCAAGCAAACAGGACAGUAUAAAUAUCCGGACAAACUCCCAGGACAGAUUUAUGAUGCCGACACACAGUGUAAGUGGCAAUUUGGAGCCAAAGCCAAGCUGUGCAGCCUUGGGGUUAUGAAGGAUAUCUGUAAAUCACUCUGGUGCCACCGCGUGGGCCACCGAUGUGAGACCAAGUUCACGCCCGCAGCAGAAGGAACCGUUUGUGGCUUGAGUAUGUGGUGUCGACAGGGCCAGUGUGUGAAGCUUGGAGAGCUCGGGCCCCGGCCCAUCCACGGCCAGUGGUCUGCCUGGUCGAAGUGGUCAGAAUGCUCGCGUACUUGUGGUGGAGGAGUGAAGUACCAGGAAAGGCACUGUAGUAACCCCAAGCCUCAGUAUGGUGGCAAGUUCUGUCCAGGAUCUAGCCGUAUCUACAAACUGUGCAACAUUAACCCUUGUAAUGAAAACAGCUUGGACUUCCGUGCCCAGCAGUGUGCCGAGUAUAACAACAAACCCUUCCGGGGAUGGCUGUACCGGUGGCGACCCUAUACCAAAGUUGAAGAGGAAGAUCGAUGCAAACUCUACUGCAAGGCUGAAAACUUCGAGUUUUUUUUCGCCAUGUCCGGCAAGGUGAAAGAUGGGACCCCCUGCUCCCCACACAGAAACGAUGUCUGCAUCGACGGGAUUUGUGAGCCUGUGGGAUGCGAUCAUGAACUUGGCUCCAAGGCAGUUUCAGAUGCAUGUGGCGUUUGCAAAGGGGAUAAUUCGACGUGCAAGUUCUACAAAGGCCUGUACCUCAGUCAGCACAAAGCAAACGAAUAUUAUCCUGUGGUCACCAUCCCAGCCGGGGCCCGAAGCAUCGAGGUCCAGGAGCGGCAGCUUUCUUCCAGCUAUCUUGCUGUUCGAAGCCUCAGUCAAAAAUAUUACCUCACAGGGGGCUGGAACAUUGACUGGCCUGGCGACUUCACCUUCGCAGGGACCACGUUUGAAUACCAGCGUUCCUAUAACCGCCCCGAACGCCUGUUUGCACCAGGACCCACCAAUGAGACACUUGUCAUUGAAAUUCUGACACAAGGCAAGAAUCCGGGGAUCGCAUGGAAGUACGCACUUCCCAAGGUCAUGAAUGUAACUCAGCUGCCCACCAAGAGGUUCCACCACGCCUGGCACACAGAGCAGUCCGACUGCUCAGUCUCCUGUGGGGGAGGUUACAUAAGCAUCAAGGCCAUUUGCUUACGAGAUCAAAACACUCAAGUCAAUUCCUCAUUCUGCAGUGUCAGAACCAAGCCGGCAACGGAACCCAAGAUAUGCAAUGCUUUCUCCUGCCCAGCCUAUUGGUUGCCAGGUGAAUGGAGUGUAUGCAGCAAGUCCUGUGCCGGGGGCCAGCAGAGCCGGAAGAUACAGUGUGUACAGAAAAAGCCCUUCCAGAAGGAGGAAGCCGUGCUGCAUUCUCUCUGCCCAGUGAGCACGCCCACUCAAGUCCAAGUGUGCAACAGCCACGCCUGCCCUCCAGAGUGGAGUCCCGGGCCCUGGUCUCAGUGUUCCAAGACCUGUGGACGGGGAGUGAGGAGACGUGAGGUCCUUUGUAAAAACUCUGCAGCGGAGACUGUCUCAGAGAGCCUGUGUUCUGGUAGCCCCAGACCUGAGUCACAGGAGGGCUGUGUGCUGGGACGAUGCCCCAAGAACAACCGACUCCAGUGGGUCGCCUCUUCCUGGAGUGAGUGCUCUGCUACCUGUGGUUUGGGUGUGAGGAAGAGAGAACUGACAUGCAGCGAGAAGACUUUGCAGGGGAAACUGAUACCAUUCCCAGAGCGGAGAUGCCGCAACUUGAAGAAGCCAAACCUGGAACUGGAAGAAACCUGCAACAGAAGGGCUUGCCCAGUGUACGGCAUGGUGGCAGGGUGGUAUUCAUCACCAUGGCAACAGUGCACAGUAACCUGUGGGGGAGGUGUCCAGACCCGAUCUGUCCACUGUGUGCAGCAAGGCCGGCCUUCCUCCAGUUGUUUGCUCCAUCAGAAGCCUCCAGUGCUCAGAGCCUGUAAUACAAACUUCUGUCCAGCUCCUGAGAAGAGAGAUGAUCCAUCCUGUGUUGAUUUCUUCAACUGGUGUCACCUGGUCCCUCAGCAUGGGGUCUGCAACCACAAAUUUUAUGGGAAACAGUGCUGUAGGUCAUGCACAAAGAAGAGCUGA